Molecule: messenger RNA, 3072 nt
Organism: Acytostelium subglobosum LB1
Lineage: Eukaryota; Evosea; Eumycetozoa; Acytosteliales; Acytosteliaceae
Exons: 2
Coding region: 1-3072 (1023 amino acids)
Biological process (GO): protein processing
Cellular component (GO): mitochondrial matrix
Molecular function (GO): metal ion binding
Source: RefSeq, a predicted model, not a curated record
AUGCAAUCAUUGUGUCGAACAAAGUAUCUUUAUCAUGCUGAUGUCCUUCGAAGAAGUAGCAAGAUAGUCUCCUCCAACAUUGUUAGCAAUAAUAAUAGAGCAUAUUGUUCAGUUUCCAAUAAUGUUGUGUCGACACCUACAAGAGGCAAGGAUAGACAGAGUUGUAAAUUGGUGGAGGGCGAUAGAUUGCAUGGAUACAAGGUGGUCAAGAUUGAGGAUGUUCCCGAGCGCCAGUUCAGGACUUAUCGUCUGCUGCACGAGAAGACAGGCGCACAACACCUUCACAUCGACUGCGAGGACAAGAACAACGUGUUCUCUGUGACAUUCAAGACGACGCCACACGACUCAACAGGCGUGGCCCACAUUCUCGAGCAUACAACACUGUGUGGCUCGAAGCGAUAUCCCGUGCGCGACCCAUUCUUCAACAUGCUGAAGCGAUCACUCAACACGUACAUGAACGCGUGGACGGCGCCCGAUCACACGUCCUACCCCUUUGGCACACAAGACCCCAAGGACUACUACAACUUGCUGUCUGUCUACCUGGACGCCACGUUCUUCCCGCUGCUCAGCGAGUCGGACUUCCGCCAGGAGGGCCAUCGUCUCGAGUUUGAGGUGCUGGACCAGCCAUCGUCCGCGCUCAAGUUCAAGGGUAUCGUGUUCAACGAGAUGAAGGGCGCGCUGUCCGACCCGUCGUCCUUCUUCUCCGAGGUCGCCCAACAGAACCUCUAUCCCUCGACGACUUACGCACACAACUCUGGUGGUGAGCCCGUCGACAUCCCAUCGCUCACGUACGAGCAGCUCAAAGACUUCCACACCACAUACUACCAUCCGUCCAACGCAUACUUCUUCACCUAUGGCGACAUGCCUCUCGAGAAGCAUCUCGAGUACAUCCAACAGAACUCGCUCGCACACUUCACCGAGAUGAAGUCCAUCCCAAGCGAGGUCAACAAGGUCCCUCGCUGGUCCGAGCCCAAGUCCAUCGAUGUCAAGUGUCUCCCAUCUGCAAUGGAGGUGAAUGACAGAAAGUACAAGUACAGCAUAUCGAUAUUGCACAAGGAUAAUGGCGACCCAUUCGAGAGCUUGUCAAUGCAUGUUUUGGCCAACUUGUUGAUUAGGGGCUCAAACAGCCCAAUGUAUCAGGCAUUGCUGGUCUCUGGUCUGGCCACUGACUACACACCUAACACAGGAUUCGACGACAACUUUAGAGAGAGCUCAUUCUCUGUUGGCGCAUCGGGAGUGCGCCAGGAGGAUAUGGCUAAAGUGGAGAAGACAAUCUUUGAGACGAUCGAGAAGUCCAUCAAGGAGGGCUUCGAGCCAAAGAUGAUCGAGUCCAUCCUGCAUCAAUAUGAGUUUGGUCAGAAGGAUGUGUCGGCUCAGCUCGGACUGCGCCUGGCGGGCGGUCUCCAGUCAACAUGGAUCCAUGGUGGCGACCCCGUCCGUCGUCUGUUCCUCAAUGAGCAGGUGGCUCGUCUGCGAAAAGAGAUCGCAGCCGGCCCAUUCUUCCAGAACAGACUGCAACAGUUGCUGAACAACCCUCAUCGCCUCGUGAUCAAGAUGUCUCCUGACGAGGAGAUGCAGGCACGCGAGACAGCGCAGGAGGAGAAGAAGCUGGCCGAGAUCAAGAGCGCGCUCACUCAACAAGACGUUGAGAAGAUCGUGCAGCAGGCAAAGGACCUGCAGCAGCGCCAGAACCAGCAGCAGGACGUCAGCUGCCUGCCCAAGCUCAACAUCAGCGACAUUGAGAAGCAUCAAGAGAAGAUCGUCUUCCGCGACACUGAGCUCGGCGCCGACAGCACACCCCUGCGCAUCCUGGACUACCCCACCAACGGCAUCACAUACUUCCGCUCGCUGAUCGAUAUCUCCACACUGCCAGAGGACCUCAAGAUGUACGUGCCUCUGUUCUGCAGUCUGUUUGAGUCGAUGGGCGCCGCAGAGUUUGAUUACAAGCAGUUGGACACAGAGAUACACUUGUACACUGGCAAGCUCAGUCUGUCGCCAAUGAUCACCACGUCGCCAUUCGACCUGGGAAAGGCUUCAGAGCGAAUCUACAUGCGUGGUGCCGCAAUCAACAGGAACAUCGAGAAGAUGUUCACGCUGCUGAGCAAGCUGAUGCUGGAGAACAAGUGGAACAACCCAGAUCUGCUGAAGAACCUGCUGGGCCAGAUUCAGUCGUCGAUGAUCGAGGGCAUCCCCUCGGGCGGACUGUCAUACGCUCGCACCAACUCCUCGUCACACUUCUCACGCGCCAAUCAGCUGAGCGAGAAGUGGAACGGUCUCACACACGUCAACUUCACCAAUGACAUCAUCGCCAAGAAUGACCUGGGCGCGAUCAUCGACAAACUGAUGGCCAUCAACAAGUUCAUACUGGAUCGCUCAUUGAUGAAGUGCAGUAUCACCACUGAGAAGGACACGAUCGACGCGGCCACUCAACACCUGUCCGCAUACCUGGGUAACUUCUCGUCAAAUGGCACACGCACACAAGUCAAUCCAAUGGCUCCCGCCAUCGAUGGUACGGGCUUGCCAACAUACUUUGCCAUCCCCGCCACAGUCAACUAUAUUUCAAAGGCUUACAAUGGCGUCAACUACGUCGACCCCGACUCGGCACCCCUAGAGGUGCUGUCCAAGGUGUUGUCCGAGUACCUUCACAAGGAGAUCAGAGAGAAGGGUGGCGCAUACGGAGGCGGCGCCUCCUUUGGCGGCGGCAUCAUUGGCUUCUACUCAUACCGCGAUCCCAAUCUGACCAAGACGCUCAACGCAUUUGCAGAGUCGAUCAAAUGGUCGCAGGACAAGAUCACACAGGAGCUUAUUGAGAAUGCACAACUGUCCAUCUUCUCCGACUUUGACUCGCCCGAGUCCCCAUCGAACAAGGGUGUGGGCGAGUGGAUGCGUGGCAUCACACAUCAGAUGAAGCAAGAGCGUCGCGAUCGUCUGCUGGGCAUCACAAAGGAGCAACUGGAACAAGUAUCCAAUCGCUACCUCAACACCGACCGCAUAUCAUACACCACCGUGCUUGGAAAGCAUGACACAGAUAUAUCAUCAAACAAAGAUUGGAGCUACAAGGAGCUUCAUUAG